AUGAUUGUUAUAAUGAACAAAGCUGACUAUAUUCUGGAAGUUGAACGUCAAUUAAACGAUGAAAAAUAUUACACUAAACUAGACCAUAACCCGGCAGAAGACAUUAAGCUGAAUAUUCAGAAUUGUAUAAAUAAAAUCAGUGAAUCAAACAGUGUCAUAAGUGAGGAAUUUGACACAUUUCCAGAAAACAUUCGAACGCCACAGUUUUAUGUUUUACCAAAAAUACAUAAAGACUACAAUGAAAAUUUGCCCAUCGGUUACCCAGCACUGAAUGGUCAUAACGUUAUCCUCACUGGUCAAGGUGGCAGCGGUAAGACGCAUGUUCUAAAAUUGUUAGCUAAAGAACUUUCAUCACGUGAAAAGAAUGUCUCGGUUACUUGUAGCACCGGUAUUGCGGCAACGCAAUAUGAAAAUGGGCAAACUUUACACAGGUGGUGCGGUAUAGGAGAGGUUGGUAUUCCCAAGUCUGAACUGAGCCAGUUAAUUGUUAACGACGAAAGAUAUAAGGAAACAAGCUCCCUCCAGUACCUGACGACUUGUAUGGUGAAACAGGGAAGCCUUAAAAUAGAUUGCCCGGUUAUGCUUGUUGUCGACCUCAGUGAAAGUCUUGUGAAUGGUAGUACUGGCAAAGUCAAGGAACUUACUGAUGAUCACGUCACCGUGCAUUUUAACAAACCUGAUAAAAUUGUUUGGUUAGAUUUAUUUAAAGAAAUAGGUAAUGAUCUUCAAAAUGAGACUGAUGACGAAGAUGCUGUUGCUGUUACUGUAUUUAUUUCGAUUGAUUCAAAUGAAGAUGCCUCUGAAAACGUGCCAAAUAUUUCUAUCGGCGAUGAAACAAUCUUAGAAGUUAGUGACCCGGAAGAAAGUGCUAAUAAGAAGGCUAAAGGGAAAGGUAAAGGGAAGAGAAAAGGUAAAAGUUCGACAAUAUCACAAUCCAAGGGCAAGAAAAGUAUGGGGCGAAAAGAUGAUGUUGAAGCGGAGAGUGAGGAGAGCUGUUCUCAAGAAUGUUCUUCUCAUUGUGAUGACGAUGGAAUAUGCUUAGGAACUUGCAGUGCUGGAUGGACAGGUGAAAGAUGUUCUGACAAGUGUUCUGAUGAAUGUUUCACAUGCGAAAAAAGUAACAGAGUCACAUGCCAACAAUGCAAAGGUGACUUUUACACAACCAAUUGUAACGUCGCUUGUAGUCUAUCAUGUAAAACAGAAAACGGUAAACAAACGUGUAUACUAAAUGAUGGCUACUGUUUAAAUGGAUGUGAACACAAUUUCUGGGGCUAUUUGUGUGAUCAGUCUUGUCCUAACGGCUGUAUUGAUAACAAUUUAUCUCCGAUAUGCGAAAGAAGCAACGGAACAUGUAAACAUGGAUGUGAGGACGGAUACAAAGGAGACAAAUGCGAUAUAACUGCUACAAGCAAAACAACUGCAAAAUCUGAAGACACUUCGCAGUUCAGUUCAACAGGUUCUGUCAAAGAAACUACCCAAGAGCCUAAUGAUGGGGAGCAUAAAUCACAGAAAGACAAUAAAGAUAUAAUCAUUAUAGGGUCUGCGGCAGGCGGAGGUGUCCUUGUGUUGAUACUGAUUAUCGUUAUUAUUGUUUGUCUCGUGAAAAGAAGAAAAAAGCCAUCUAGUGACGAGUCUGUGCAGAAUGGGAUGAUCAUGUCAGAUGAUAAAGUGAACAACGAAGCACAACCUGUGAAUCCUGAACAAGUACAAGUAAAAGAGGACUACAUAUAUGCUCAGCCUGAUAAAUCUCGUAUUAGACAGAAACAGAGUAAAAUGGAAAUAAGUAAACCGCAGAAAAUGUACGACAAUAUUGCGAUUGAUCUAGAAGAAAGUGGAGCAACUGUUACAGUGAAUGAAACCGAUGUGGAUAAAAUACAAUUAGAGGAAUUGGAAGAAGGUCCUACAAAGUUUAUAGAGACAGAAGUAAAGCCACCCAGCACAGACUUAUACUACAAUACUGAAAGUUUGAUUCGUAGUCGCAUACAGGUGUCAGAUCUUCUAGAAUACAUCAAGAAGAAAAAUGAUUAUGAAAAGGAAUUUGAGAAAUUACCCAAAGGUCUUACAAGAACGUGCGACGUUGCUCUCAAACGAAACAAUCGCGCAAAAAAUAGAUAUAACGGAAUAUAUGCAUAUGAUGCGACACGGGUUGUUCUACAUAGUAAAAACUAUAUAAAUGCUAAUUAUAUAGACGGUCACAAGGCGUCUCCAGCUUAUAUUGCUUCCCUAGGGCCAACUAAGAGCACAAUGAGCGAUUUUCAAGAUUUUUGGGAAAUGAUUUGGCAAGAAAGAACAGAUAAAAUACUCAUGUUGACGAACUUGGAAGAGUCUAAGAAAAUGAAAUGUGAACAAUAUUGGCCAGAACAAGGAGAAGCUAAGAAGUAUGGUAAAUACAAAGUUACAUGCGCAGCUGAGAGAAAGUUUUCUGAAUUCACAGUAAGAGAGUUUACCAUAAAUGCAAAGUCUGAGACGAGACAAGUGACACAAUAUCACUACACAGCAUGGCCUGAUAAAUCCGUUCCUGAUGGUGUUGCAACUCUAUUAGAGUUCAGAGACAAAGUUGAACAAUCACAAACAACAAAUGCUGGUCCAAUGGUUGUCCAUUGUAGUGCUGGUAUUGGUCGAACUGGAACCUAUAUCGCCCUUGAUAUACUCAUAAAAGAAGGCAAGGAUGAUAAUUAUGUCGACAUUUUUGGCUGCGUGAUGGUGCUUCGUGGACAAAGAGCUCACAUGGUGCAAAACUUGGAUCAAUAUAUUUUUCUUCAUCCCUGUGUCCUGUAUGCUCUGAACUGUGACGCUGAACCGCUCUCGCUCACUUCAAUACCAAAUAUCAUGGCAGAUGAAAAAAUAGCACGACAGUAUCAGACUUUUGCGGACAUUCAAGUACUAGUGGACAAAGAUCGUAGGUCAGUUGCAAACAAUAAAAGCAGAAAGGGAAAUAGAAGUGGAGCCGACAUUCCCAGCGAUGACCAUAGAGUGCGACUGACAUUGACCUUAGCAGGGCAUGAUUAUAUAAAUGCAGUCUAUGUUAAUGGAUACGAAAAGUCCAACAAAUUUAUUCUGGCACAAACGCCUUUACCGAAUACAGUGGAAGAUUUCGUAUCCAUGUUGUAUCAAGAAAAAUGCCCAUGUAUUGUAUGCCUUGAUGAGGAAAAUAUAAAGGAUAAAACGGUCGGGCACUAUCUUCCACAUGUCGGUAAAGUGUCCAAAGUUGGGCAUUUUCAAGUGACAUGCAAGACAUGUGACUCCAUGGAAGAAAUGGUUGUUCGAGAGUUGACGAUUACAUGGAAUGGAUCGCAAUCAUCUGAAGAAUUGCAAGUUAAACAUUACCAGUUCAGAGGUUGGAUUAACUCCGAAAGUGCCCCUUCAAGAGUUGAACCUUUCAUAAAGAUGGUUAAGGACGUUGAAAAUGAGAGAAAGGUUCAGAAAUCGGAACAGCCAAUCGUAGUUCAUUGCUUAACCGGGGCGGAGAGAAGUGGUCUUUUCUGUGCUGUUUCUGUGCUAUCGGAGAAGCUUCAAUCUGAGCUUCAAUCUGAAAAAGAACUAAGCGUUCUUAAUACAAUAUGUCAAGUUCGCACUAGGAGGCGGUCGGCUUUUCAUGACAUAGAACAUUACCGGUUUUGCUACAAAUGUGUGAAAGAAAUGUCCGAGAUUUCUGACUCAAGCACAUACUACAAUAUGAGCAAUAUGUAAAUGGUAAAGGAAAAGUCUUGAGAAAAAGUCAAAAUGACUGCAUUUCUUAACAGUCAUUCCCUUCGUAAAGCUUACAGUUUACCCUUCGGAAAUAUUAAGUAGUAACAUUAUCCAAAUGUCUAAAACAAUCAAUAUUCACGUACUGCUUCAGUAAGGAUUUAUGCUUUUUCAGUAUGUGUUUUCCAUUAUCUAUGAUUGUCAUCACUUACAUUUUCUGCGGGAUAUACACAUGCGAUUUAGACACCUAACGCUAUUAGAGAAUUAUUAUGAUAAAAGUAUACUUUUAUAUAUGUUUUGUUACAUGUACUUGAGACAUUAUUUAUUUUUCAGUAUCUGUGUUUUAACCGGCUGACCUAUUUCUCUCAAUAAGGAGUAAAUGGUAUUUACUUGGUUUGAAAUAUACAUGUCCGUCGUUAUCAAACUUUUUUACUCCUCCUCCCCAAAAAUGUACACUUGUUAUAGAGUCUUUGAGACAUGGCCACUGGACGUGGAAAAAAUGUAUUUUUAAAUCGGAAAUCGUAGAGGGGGAGCAUUAAUUCUGUUUAAUGACAGCUCUAGUUUAUAUGUCCACACGUAAAAUACACACUGUAUGUUAGUUAUAUCUCAAUUUUCGUUUUUUGCGACUAACCUGUUUCUAUCAAAGGGGGAGUAAAAAUGGUAUAUUUGAUUAAAAAAUGUACACCAUUACCAACCUUUCUAAUCGAUCAAAGCUUUAAACAAGUUAAAAUGCAUACAAUGUGUGAAUUAUGUGUUACAAAUAAUAACUACAAGUCUAGCCGACAAAGCUGAUUCAAAAUAUUCAGUAAAGUUAAACUGAAAAUUUCCUACUUUAAUUAUGGGAAAAUUACAAUGCGACAGUUUUGCUUUUGGCAUUCAGUGUAUUUUCUAGGGUAUUUCUUCGUUGUUUUGUUUUGCUGCAUAUAAAUUAUUUACGUUAACUUUCUUUUUGUUAAAGUUUUUUUUUCAUGUUUUACCUUUAAAUGGUUAUUAGUUCAAAGGUGGAAGAGUCUUACUGAAAGAAAUUUCUAGGGUGUUAGCGACCUUUUACAAGACUAGCAAUAAAUAAACUAGGAUAGUAUUGCAGAAACUAUUGUAAACAUUUUACAGUAUAGGGUAUCCAUUGUCUUUUUUUUCACAAAUCGCAUCGUUACUUAUCAUCAUAUUUAAUGGCAUUACUUAAUAAAAUUAGAAAUUAAACUGUCAUGCUUCUACAGUAUUAGUUUCCUACUGAUGGUUCUGAUAUUUGAUUUUCUGCAUCUGGUGACAUAUAUUCAUAAAAAUUUAAACCAUGUACAAAAUGAUUUUGCUUUCUUAUCAGCCAGUGUGCUUAUUGUAAUGUACCUGCCUUUCUACUAAAGAAUGAUAAUAGUUA
Molecule: messenger RNA, 5062 nt
Organism: Mercenaria mercenaria
Lineage: Eukaryota; Metazoa; Mollusca; Bivalvia; Venerida; Veneridae
Product: receptor-type tyrosine-protein phosphatase kappa-like
Exons: 25
Coding region: 1-3690 (1229 amino acids)
Biological process (GO): telomere maintenance; DNA repair; protein dephosphorylation
Molecular function (GO): DNA helicase activity; protein tyrosine phosphatase activity
Source: RefSeq, a predicted model, not a curated record